This is a messenger RNA of Psilocybe cubensis, 2532 nucleotides long. RefSeq lists its product as uncharacterized. The coding region runs from base 1 to 2532 and encodes 843 amino acids. The transcript has 14 exons. Gene Ontology annotation, molecular function: double-stranded DNA binding; damaged DNA binding; telomeric repeat DNA binding. Lineage: Eukaryota; Fungi; Basidiomycota; Agaricomycetes; Agaricales; Agrocybaceae. Gene Ontology annotation, biological process: telomere maintenance; DNA recombination; cellular response to gamma radiation. The record is from RefSeq and is a predicted model, not a curated record. Gene Ontology annotation, cellular component: nucleus; Ku70:Ku80 complex.
AUGCCUGCAGACAGAGCGGGGUACACUGUUACUAUGUUCCUCGUCGACGCGUCGUCGUCGAUGGGCAAUGUCAGGGAAGUUGAGGUUGAAAAUGCAGACGGCUCAACUCGCACUGUCGAAAUGACCAACCUCCAGUGGGGUCUGCAAUACGUCAAGCUCAAAGUACAGGAAAUGAUUUUCAAUGGACGAAAGACGGACCAAUGUGGCGUCAUUGUUUUUGGCUCCAAAAACACCAACAACCAUCUCAACAAAACAAAAGGAGGUUAUGAAAAUGUAGUUGAAUAUAUUCCAAUUGGAAAGCCGAAUGCCAAAACUCUGGCCAGAAUUGACGCCCUUCAGCCUUCCGAUACCUCUGGUGAUCCAAUUGACGCGCUGAUUGUGGGCAUUGAUACUCAGAGCAGAUAUCUUGGGACUAAAAAAACAUGGACGCGCAAAAUUGUUAUUGUUACUGAUGGUGAAAGUCCAAUUGAAGUCGAAGACUGGGAAGCGACCGUUGCAAAAAUGGACGAACUGGAAGUGAAAUUGACCGUAGUUGGAGUUGACUUCGACGACGAGGAACUACCAUACGCAGAAGCAGACAAGAGCAAUAUAAAGCGCGUCAAUGAAAGUUUCUAUCACCAAUUAACUUCGAGCAUGAACUCCGGCGUAGUGGGUACAUGCGCAUAUGCCCUCCGCGAGACGACCGCUCCAGAAGUCAAACAAACCAAAUCCGUUCUGGUGGGCACCCAGCUGCGCAUCGGCGACUUUGCGGCGCGCUCAGACGAAGCUAUUGAGGUUCCGGUUAAGAUGAGCAAAUGCACUGCGCUUGCACGGCCCAAGUCCUGGAAAAAGUUUGUUCUGAUGCAGAAAGAGAAGGAUGCGAUGGAGGUGGACAACGACGUGUCUGUGUACUCGCAGGUCACUGGACAGACACAAUUUGCCGUACAAGAAGAUGAGGACGAGGAGAAAGAAAAAGAAAAAGUGAAGCAGGAAGAUGUGAAGAUGGAAGAAAACGAUGAGGCUCAGGUUCCUCCCAAAACAAAAGGUCUGCAGGUGGAAAAGGAAGAACUUACUAAAGGCUUCAAAUAUGGAACAACAUUCGUGCCGGUUCCAGAAGGAGAGGGCCAGUUUAUGAGAUUGACAACGCAUAAAGGGAUAGAUCUCAUCAGCUUUUUUGCUGCUGACACUUUCCGUCGCGAAUUGGCCAUGGGCGAGAUAUACUACAUUUGGGCCGACACCAGUCGUCCGGUUGAGCAAGUCGCACUGUCGUCGAUCGUUCAAGCUAUGAAUGAACGCAAGUUAAUGGCCAUUGGUCGUUUCGUCUCAAGAGAUGGUAUGGACCCGAAGAUGGGCGUUUUAGCCCCCAUCUUAUUCGAAGAUGUUGACUGUCUGUUAUGGAUUCCGACACCUUUUGCGGACGAUGUACGCAAGUACACGUUUGGGUCAUUGGAUACACUUAUCAAUAAGAAGGGAGAGGUUUUGACGGAACAUCCAUAUCUACCCACCGAGGAGCAACUUUCCGCCAUGGAUGAUUUUGUGGAUGCUUUGGAUCUCAUGGACGCCGGAGAGAAGAACGAGGAUGGUGUUCGGGAGCCUUGGUUCGAUACUCGAGAGUCUUAUAACCCUGCUAUACACCGUGUCAAGCAGGCAAUGUUUCACAGUGCUGUUGUCAAAGAUGUUGUGGAAUACCCUGUCCCACCUCCUCAUCCUGAAACAACCAAGUACUUUGAACCACCUAAGAGGGUACUACGGAGGGCUAAAGAAGCUAUUGAGGAGUGUAAAAAUGCAUUCAAUGUCAAACAAGUCCCAAAAAGAACGGCGAGGACUAAGAAGGACGAAUUUUCCCGUGCUGCCGAUGGUAAUGAAGAGGCGGCGUUGCUUGCUAAAUUUCUGGGACCUGCGUCAUCUCGAGAUAAGGAGACCCAGGCACAGUCGCAAAUGAACGUCGUAGAGGCAGAACCUUCGCAUCCCCAAUUGUCUGUAAGAAGUGAUGACGCAGAGGCCAGCGAAACCGAAGACGAGGAUGAAGAGUCAGCCAUGGCUGUCGACAUGAAGAAACCAGCCACACCUCUACCUGAAGCGUCCUCGUCUUCCCGGCCGCCUUUACCAACACCCGCGCGGUCCAUGUCACCCAACGCCGAGGACAACAGUCCAGCAAGAAUCAUCAGCAACGCUCGCCCAUUGGAGGACUUUAAGGAGAACAUUGCACAGGGGGAUGUGGUAAGCAAGGCGGUGAAAGAUUUGGCGGAAGUGGUUGUUGAGGAAGUGCUUAAGCCAUUUGCGACACGGAGGGCGGAUGAGAUGGUGGAGUGUAUGGUUGUAUUGAGGAAGACUUGCCUUGAGGAGGAUGAGAUUGACGCUUGGAAUGCUUUUCUUCGUGAUUUGAAGGAAAAGUGCUUGACCAAGCCCGGCAAUCCUAAUUUCUGGGAUAAGAUCAGAGAUGUCGGCAGGAGGCUAAGUCUGAUCAGCAAACACGAGGCGAAGAAGCUGGGAGGAAUUUCUGACGUUACUGGAGAUGAGGCCGAGGAGCUUCCGGGAGGGUACAAAGGUUGA